Messenger RNA from Papilio machaon (common yellow swallowtail), 1230 nucleotides. RefSeq lists its product as uncharacterized. Gene Ontology annotation, molecular function: RNA endonuclease activity; metal ion binding; single-stranded DNA endonuclease activity. Gene Ontology annotation, biological process: apoptotic DNA fragmentation. The record is from RefSeq and is a predicted model, not a curated record. Gene Ontology annotation, cellular component: nucleus; mitochondrial inner membrane. Lineage: Eukaryota; Metazoa; Arthropoda; Insecta; Lepidoptera; Papilionidae. The transcript has 8 exons. Bases 13 to 1230 code for a protein of 405 amino acids.
ACGGUAUAAAGGAUGAAGUUGUGCAGUGCAUUUUACUUGUUAUUAAUCUAUUUAAUAAACAUAAAUAAAGUCAGUGGUCGUGGCAGUAAGAAUUGCACGCUCAUUCUGAAUACAGAUUUUGGAGAACCAUCGCCUGUUUACAUUAAAAAUGUAACAUAUUUGGCUCCAAAUACACCGUCGGGCGCCAUUUUGUUGGCGCGUUCGGAUAUACUGCUUGUUGGUUGUCCAGGCAACAAGAAGUUUGUUGUUUUGGGAAAUCAAACGACUAAUUUAAAUGCUAUAGAGGUGCAUUGUCUUCAUGACAAUGUGUUCCGGUCCGGACGUUGGAUAGGACAAUUCAAAGAUAUAAAAUGCACCUCACUGCCAUGGUUCUCAACUGAGGAGACUUCUGAAAGCUGCGCUAGUCGAAAUAAACUUUAUAGGGUAGGUUACAACAUCCGCGAUGUCUUCUACACUCUAUACACAGCGUGUUUCUCCCGUCAGCUCCUCUCGACAUUGUACGUACACCAUGAGAUCAGGCCGUGGAGUAAUUUUAUACAGAACUCUUCUAGCAGACCUAACUUUAUUGAGGGCGGUGUGUUCGACAAAGUUCAAAUGUCAAAAAUAUACGCGGUGCACAAUCAGAAGUAUCGAUUGAAUCAAAUUUUAGGAGAUAAUAUGGAUCAACAGUACAUUACUAGGACUCAGUUCCUGAACCGCGGUCACUUAGCAGCAAGAGCAGACUUUGUUAUGCGCGCAACACAAAAAGCCUCGUUUCACUAUAUCAACGCGGCGCCGCAGUGGAUGAGAGGGAACGCUGGAGAUUGGGCCGCUUUAGAAGACGCACUUCGUCGACGCAUUUCGUCUUAUGGAUCAGAUGUAAAAGUGUACACGGGGACUUACGGUGUUGCUAAAUUAGCUGACAAGGAUGGUCACCUGCAAGAGUUGUUUCUACAUAUUGAUGGUAAUAACAAUAGAGUUAUACCAGUGCCGAUGUAUUUCUAUAAGUUGAUUUACGAUCCUAAAAAGGAAACAGCUGUCGCAUUCAUAUCGAUAAAUUCGUCGUACUAUAACAUCACUAUGAUUGACAAGUUGACGUUUUGCAAUGACAUUUGCGAUGACAACCGAAACUAUUCCUGGCUAAGAUGGCGUCCGAAUGAUGGUACACACAGUUUCUGCUGUGAAUACGAAGAUUUCGUUAAAUAUGUUAAUUAUUUACCAAGAUUAAAUGUAAAAGGUAUAUUUUAUUAG